Messenger RNA from Nothobranchius furzeri (turquoise killifish), 4464 nucleotides. RefSeq names its product peripheral plasma membrane protein CASK. Gene Ontology annotation, cellular component: cell-cell junction; basolateral plasma membrane; plasma membrane. The record is from RefSeq and is a predicted model, not a curated record. Gene Ontology annotation, biological process: protein phosphorylation; intracellular protein localization; regulation of neurotransmitter secretion. Gene Ontology annotation, molecular function: signaling receptor binding; protein kinase activity; ATP binding. NCBI's taxonomy places the organism in Eukaryota, Metazoa, Chordata, Actinopteri, Cyprinodontiformes, Nothobranchiidae.
CUGCAGUUUCACUCUUUACUGACAUUCUCGUGGAGGUUUGAAUCGCACAGAGCUCGUGUCGUCGGUCUCAAUUAAAGAAGAAUAACCAAAACAAAUAAAACCCCACACGGUGUCGGUGAUUACUUGAAACCCCGAGUGGGAGGGAUUUCUUCUGGAGAGCAUCCUCGUUUACCUGGAUGACCAUGGCGGACGACGACGUGCUGUUCGAGGAUGUCUACGAGUUGUGCGAGGUGAUCGGCAAGGGUCCCUUCAGCGUGGUGAGGCGCUGCAUCAACCGGGACACGGGCCAGCAGUUUGCCGUGAAGAUCGUCGACGUGGCCAGCUUCACCUCCAGCCCUGGGCUCAGCACAGAAGAUCUGAAGCGAGAGGCCAGUAUCUGCCACAUGCUCAAACACCCCCACAUCGUGGAGCUGCUGGAGACCUACAGCUCUGACGGCAUGCUCUACAUGGUCUUUGAAUUCAUGGAUGGAGCAGAUUUGUGCUUCGAAAUAGUCAAGAGAGCCGAUGCGGGGUUUGUUUACAGCGAGGCUGUGGCCAGUCACUACAUGAGGCAGAUUCUGGAGGCUCUGAGGUACUGCCAUGACAACAAUGUGAUUCAUCGCGAUGUAAAGCCUCACUGCGUGCUUCUGGCCUCAAAAGAGAACUCUGCUCCAGUCAAGCUGGGUGGAUUCGGUGUGGCCAUACAGCUGGGAGAGUCCGGUUUAGUAGCUGGAGGUCGUGUCGGCACGCCUCACUUCAUGGCCCCCGAGGUGGUGAAGAGGGAGCCGUACGGCAAGCCCGUGGACGUUUGGGGGUGUGGAGUCAUCCUCUUCAUCCUCCUCUCUGGUUGCCUGCCCUUCUAUGGCACCAAGGAGCGCUUGUUCGAGGCCAUCAUUAAGGGGAAAUACAAGGUGAUGAAUCCGCGCCAGUGGGCCCACAUUUCAGAGAGCGCCAAGGACCUGGUGAGACGCAUGCUGAUGCUAGACCCCGCAGAGAGGAUCACCGUCUACGAGGCCCUGAACCACCCCUGGCUGAAGGAGAGGGACAGGUACGCCUACAAGAUCCACCUGCCUGAAACGGUGGAGCAGCUGAGGAAGUUCAACGCCAGGAGGAAGCUGAAGGGUGCAGUGCUGGCUGCUGUUUCCAGCCACAAGUUUAACUCCUACUACGGGGAUCCUCCUGAGGAGCUCCACGACUUCUCGGAUGACCCAACCUCCUCAGGACUGCUAGCUGCUGAAACAGGGGCAGUAUCACAGGUUUUGGACAGCCUUGAGGAGAUUCAUGCAUUGACGGACUGCAGUGAGAAGGACAUGGACUUUCUGCACAGUGUCUUCCAGGACCAGCACCUGCACACCCUGUUAGAUCUUUAUGAUAAAAUCAACACCAGGUCGUCUCCUCAGAUCAGGAAUCCUCCAAGUGAUGGAGUGCAAAGAGCCAAAGAGGUACUGGAAACCAUUUCCUGUUACCCGGAGAACAUGGAAGCCAGGGAGCUCCGGAGGAUCCUCACACAGCCACACUUCAUGGCUCUACUGCAGACCCACGAUGUUGUGGCCCACGAGGUGUACAGCGACGAGGCGCUGAGGGUGACCCCUCCACCGACUUCACCGUACCUGAACGGAGACUCUCCAGACAGCACCAACGGAGACAUGGACCUGGAGAACGUGACCAGGGUUCGGCUGGUCCAGUUUCAGAAGAACACCGACGAGCCAAUGGGCAUUACUCUAAAAAUGAAUGACCUCAACCACUGUAUUGUGGCUCGCAUCAUGCAUGGUGGAAUGAUUCAUCGACAAGGGACUCUGCAUGUUGGAGAUGAGAUCCGAGAGAUCAACGGCAUCAGUGUAGCGAAUCAGACGGUAGAACAGCUCCAGAGGAUGCUGAGGGAGAUGAGGGGGAGCAUCACUUUUAAGAUCGUGCCCAGUUACCGGUCCCAAUCCAUGUCCUGUGAGAAAGAGUCUCCGGAUCUGUCUCGCCAGUCGCCUGCAAAUGGUCACGCUAGUGUGACCAGCUCCAUCCUGGACCUGCCGGCGACGAUCCAACCCAAGGGCCGUCAGAUGACCAGACCUGCUAUGAAGGACAAAUUGUCCAUCAAGAUUUACGUACGCGCUCAGUUCGAGUACGACCCGGCUAAAGACGACCUCAUCCCCUGUAAGGAGGCGGGUAUUCGCUUCCGGGUAGGUGACAUUAUCCAGAUCAUCUCCAAGGAUGACCACAACUGGUGGCAGGGAAAGCUGGAGAACACUAAAAACGGCACGGCGGGCCUCAUCCCAUCACCGGAGCUGCAAGAGUGGCGUGUGGCGUGUAUAGCCAUGGAGAAGACCAAACAGGAACAGCAGGCCAGUUGUACUUGGUUUGGCAAAAAGAAGAAACAAUACAAAGACAAAUACCUGGCCAAGCACAACGCAGUGUUUGACCAACUAGACUUGGUGACGUAUGAAGAAGUGGUCAAACUGCCCUCAUUCAAGAGGAAAACACUAGUUUUGCUGGGUGCACAUGGAGUUGGUAGGAGGCACAUCAAGAACACACUCAUUGCUAAACAUCCGGAUCGCUUCGCCUAUCCUAUUCCUCACACAACUCGGCCUCCUAAAAAAGAUGAGGAGAAUGGGAAGAACUAUUACUUUGUGUCUCAUGACCAGAUGAUGCAGGACAUCAGCAACAACGACUACCUGGAGUACGGCAGCCACGAGGACGCCAUGUACGGAACCAGGUUGGAGACCAUCAGGCAGAUCCACGUCCAGGGCAUGAUCGCAAUCCUAGAUGUAGAGCCGCAGGUAACAACAGCACUAAAGAUCCUCAGGACAGCAGAGUUCGCUCCCUAUGUUGUCUUCAUUGCCGCUCCCACCAUCACCCCUGGAAUGACUGAGGACGACUCUCUCCAGCGGCUCCAGAAGGAGUCUGAGAUGCUACAGCAGACCUACGCUCACUACUUCGACCAAACCAUCAUCAACAACGAGAUCGACGACACCAUUCGCCUGCUAGAAGAAGCCGUGGACCUGGUGUCCACCACCGCUCAAUGGGUUCCUGUCUCCUGGGUCUACUGACACGACGCCAUAGACCUCCCCUCCUUUAACAUCCCAUCGCUCCACUCAACAGUUUGACUCACAUUAGUCAACAUUUCUGUAGAAAAAUCUUGUAAAAGAGGGAAAUAAAAGAUUAAUGACUCAUGGAAUGACUCCAUCCUGCCUCCCCCUUUUCCCAAUCGCCUCAAAGGCAUAUUGUUGUGUACAUAUAUACAUACACAUGUAUAUAUAAAUGAUAAAAAAGUACACGACUAUAGUUCUGUCCUCUGAUAGCAGAAGGGUGGGGAGAGGCAGGGCAGUGUGGUAGAUAUUUUGUAAUUUUUCUUUUGUAAUUGAUGGAUGAUCUAACAGAAAGGCAAUAGCAAGCAUGACCAUAAACCAGUCUUACGUGGUUGCCUGUGUGUGCGCGAUGUGUGUGUUGGCCUUAAAAAAGGCACUUCUCGUGGUACUUUGUGUCCUCCAACAGCCCCGCCCAGUCUCCCCAGCCCCUGUGACCAACAGGCCGAACUUUGAGGCACACCCUCAGCUCUCAGUGCAGGUCAGAGCGAAGGGACAAAAGAAAAGCACAGUAAAGCGGUUUCUCCGCCCCCCUGGCCCCGUUCUUUAUUUACUCCCCCGGCCCUUCGUGCCUUUCAGCUUGUUGAAGGAGCACACUACAUUCCUCCCCUUACAACCACUGGUGGUCUCUGUUUACAUCUCAGUUUGCACAAGACGGACAGCGACGAAGAAAACACAACAACCCCCUCCCAACAUGGCUUUGAUUUCACCCCUCCCUCGCACAUCGGCGGGUACUGGAACCUUUCUGAGAUACAAUCAGCGAUGAUAAAGCACGGACUCGGCUCCUGAACUGACAGCUGACCAGAAACAUUUUUAAAAAGGACUGCCUUUUCAGAGCCUCGGGGAGGGGGGGGACGACGUCUGUAACACCUAUGCACACCGCCACGACACCUCUCUACCCGCCUGACCGUGAGCCAUGCUUGUGUGGAAGCGUCGUGUUGGAGGGAUGAAUCCAACUCUACAGCCACCGAUCCAGAACUGAUAACCGUUGUCUUUAAGCAAAACACACAAAAAAAAUCAAACGUAUUCUUGUUUCGGGGCGAGAAAAUAACAAAUGUUGUGUAUAAAUGUUUCAAUGGUGUCAUACGAGUGAAAUACCAGGAGCCAGUGUAUAUUAACCCCUAAAAGAAGCUCAGUAUGUGACAUAAUCUUCUCAUGCUUUACAGCAAGUGGCAAAGCUUCUCCCACCUGCAGUUAGAAGGAAUCAGAAAAGUAACGCUCACCCUGAAAGUAGAGUUCAAACUGUGGUGCAGCAGCUGGUGUUGCCACUUGGAGUAAAGUCUUUUAUUUUAUUGUCCUGUGUAAAUUACCUCUGCAACAACAAAAAGCAGCUCUUCAGAAAAAAUGUUGUUCUUUUGUGUUAAUUCCUUUUUAAAGAAAAUAUAUUUCCUUUUAUGUGUUUAAAGUAAAA